UCAUCCCUGUCUCCUGUGUCUCCACACUGGACCUGAACUGCCCACCACCACUCAGAACAUAUCUCCUUAUGUUUCUUGUGCUCAUUGAUGGUAAAUCUUAGGGAAAGUUGUAGAUGUUUGAGUUCAAAUGUGUGUCGGGGUGUAAAGUGUGCGUUGUCUGUAGCCAGAGAGAGGGGUCUUGUUGUAAGGGCACCAUACUCAUUUAUUACAUUCACACUUUUUUUCCCUUGAUCAGGAGAGGGAACAAUUGAGCCAGCGGUGACAAUGACCUUAGAUUUGGCAGGGUCACCCAUACGACCAAUUGCAAUUCUAGCCAGCAGGCUUGGGGGCGUAGAGAGUCUGUGGGGUCGUGAGUAUAGCAUUCUUCACAAGAUCAAAACUCAUUGGCAGAAGAAAGAAGAGGGUGCAAAGCUUCUCAGUCUCAGUGUACUCCAAGAAGGAAGGAAGGGAGAUAUUUCUGGUAUCCAAAGGGGAUUUGAUAUUUGCACACAACGAUGAAAACAUCUGUUGGGAUUUGCAUUGUUUUCUGUCUUGCAAUAUUUGGACUGGGCUCUGCACUACAAUGCUACAAAUGUAAAGAUUACACUGGGAGCUGCGCCAAGGUCAAAGGCUGUGGCUGGGAGGAUGCCUGCCUGACUCUGAAGGAGAGAGGUGGCUUGAUCUACCGCCAGUGUAUCAAGUACUCUGACUGUGAUUACAACCGGCUCUCCCAGAUGUUCCCUUCAGUGGCCAGCUUCACAUACAGAUGCUGCAGCAGUGACCUGUGCAAUGCAGCCCCUCUCACUGCUGCCGGCAAGCCUCUGCUGGGCCUGCUUGCGUCCCUGGCUGUCUUCUGGUGGUGUGUCCUCUAACCCAGCCCAGGCAAACAUCCAAAGAGUUGGACCAUGUGGCAAACGGAGCAGCGAUUCGGAGAAUGACUAAUCACAUCCUUGCUGCCUUCCCUGUCUGAUUUGUGCACUAAAUGGUUAGGCUUUGUUCAUAUGUGAAUGGGAAUAUGCAUUAAUUUUGUACGUCUAAAAUGGUCAUUUUUGUCUGCAAAUGAAGUGUGCAUACUUCAAAAAACACAAGGCGUAAAUAUGUGUGGCUUUUUGAAGAUAGCUUUGAUAAGGGAGUGCUUUGGCACUUUAAAUUUAAGCUAAAUGAGUAAAGCUCACACAGAAAAUAGUGUAUGUACUACUGCAGUUAUUAAGGAAGUGACAGGAUAAACUUGCACAUAUGCCAAAAAAUAAUCUUUUUAUCUGCACAUGCGUGUUAUUUGCUGUAUUUUGUAAAGACAUUUGUGUUUUAUGAAUCACCUGCCAUUACCAAACCAUUUUCAUUCUUCGACUCUACCCUUAAUUCCUAAAUAUUGCCUUUCUCCCCUAUUAAAAUGACAAAAAAGUAUUUAUCUUGGCUCUCCUGUACCUUAUAGUCUAGAUGAUAGAGUGAUUAAUAGUCCACAUGAUUACAUCUGAUGGUCACAGGAGUUGCAACAUGUUUACUAAUAGGCCAGUGGUACAACCACACAGGAAAGAAUCCAUCUCAGGGUAUCAGACAUAUUUUACCUGUUAAUGGCUUGUAUGAAUGUUUUUGUACCAUUUAGUUAAUCCAAUGUUCAGCUAAAUUCAGCUUAUCCAUAUUCAGCUUUUAGUUUUCAUGGAGAUACAGUAAAGACUGGUCACAUCACGUGCCAAGAAAAAUGUUUUCAUGUUAGACAAAACAGUGAUUUUGUUGUAAAAUAUACAUAUGUUUUACAUGGGGGCACAGCAAAAGCUUUCAUUGUUGUGAUUUUCUGUUUAAUACUUUACACCCAAAUUCCAUGGAAAUUUGUUCAGACUAUGUGCUAUGUGCUCAGUUUGCACCAGUGGCUACCUGCCACUGCCUUGCCAUGUGGAGCCAGAUGUGACUUUGAUGUGAGGUCACAUGUGGGAGGCUGGCUGGAGAGUGCUCCAGAGGCCACUGGAAAACACGGCCAACUCUCCUUCUAAACUCCACCCAUCCAGCCACAAUGAAGCGCCUUUAAACCUGUUCUCUGAUCUCAGCAGAACUGCUUCUUUGAACUGCUUUGACAAUGGAUUGGAUUGAUGUCAAAAUUUAAACUGGAGUAAACAAACUAAUCUUGUGGGCUGUCCUAUGGGUUUCCCUGUGUAUUGUAAUAGCUCUGGCUUGUGGUGAAUAUAUGCUGGUUGCUUGUUGGACUUCAGUCUGGGAAAGAUGCUGAGACUAGGGGCUGCCACAAUAUGUCGGAACCUGGAAAUACUAAGUGGAGACAAGGGUGGUAGAGAAAUCAUCAGCAAGCAGUUGGGAGUUGGUUAUGUAUAUGAAAUAGCCGAUGACAGUGUUUGGAGAGCAGAAAAUAAUGUACAGCAUGAUAGUACGCCUACAUCCAUAACGCCAAGCAUAUGAAUGUUAGAAGUUAUGGGGUGUAAAGCCAUGGAGGUUGCAGAGAGGUCUGUCUCUCAUUCUCCAAAGGUUUUAGAUGAGAUGAAGAAUAGUGUUAGUAAUAAUACCAAAGUAGUCAGGUAGUUGGUAAGUUCAUUGAAAAUAGUAGGAAAAAACUUUAGACUGCAUUUUGGCAGUAUGUUACUGAAGGUAAAUAUGAAAGGUGGGUUUUGUCCCCACGUAUUGAGCAAUACCACAUUACAUUUAAUGUUUUAUUAUUACUUUCCCCAGUAACCCCAGUUUUUCACAGAUUCUAAAACAGUGAUAAUAUUACAGUUACUAGGGAAGAUUAAGUAAAUAGUAUAAAUUAAAAUAUCAGCCUAUUAAUAGGUCUGAGGGAAAAGUGUCACAAAACUCUCAGUUUGCAUUGCCCAUACCUUCACAUUUACAAAAAUGUGUUUUCUGCUAGAGCAAGUAGCUACAUUUUGUUCAACAGGUCCAGGACCAUGGAAUGAGAAGCCUUGAAUUAUAUCACAGACUAUAUAAAAACCUUCUUUAUACAGUCUGAUAAAAAUGAGAGAAGGACAGAGAAGGAUAAAUAGUAAUAUAAUGAGUAAUGUAACAUUAUAUUAACCAUAUCACACCACCAAAAAAGUAAUACAAGUAUUCAUGACUUUUUAAAGGAGUAGCCUAAUAGCAAAAAUGUUACACACCCAAAGCUGGUCACCACUGGGAUUGCUACAUGUUGAUUCAAUGAUUUUAUGUGUGCUUCUCUACAUCCUUGAGCAAUACCCCUAAAACUAGUGUUUUUUAGUGUAUGUAUUGUAUGUACACCACACAGGCAUAUGCAGUUUCUGAUGGACAAAUAAUAAACGAAAACCUUGACAAUUAAA
This is a messenger RNA of Alosa alosa (allis shad), 3254 nucleotides long. It is a transcript of the gene cd59a, whose product is annotated as CD59 molecule (CD59 blood group). Bases 495 to 851 code for a protein of 118 amino acids. The record is from RefSeq and is a predicted model, not a curated record. NCBI's taxonomy places the organism in Eukaryota, Metazoa, Chordata, Actinopteri, Clupeiformes, Clupeidae. The transcript is spliced from 4 exons.